AUGGACCUAAACAAUAGAAUAAUGGUGGAUGAUAAGGUUUUCAAAUGCCCACCUCAAAGAAAAUAUAGAGAGAUAAGAAAUACAUUGAAACCUAACCCACCUGAAUAUGCACUUUAUGGGAUAUACCCCUAUGAACAAUUGGAGUUCACACUCAUGGGUAUAAGAAAACUAAAGGAAAACAUUGGGAAUAUAAUUGGAAAGGUCCCAAAACACAAUGCUGAUGCGGUGACAAACUAUACUUACCAGAAGAUAAUUGUGCCAAGUGCAAGAGCAACACCUAACACUGAAGAUGAAGAAGAAACCAUGAAUAAAGGACCAUUUGAAAAAGGUGAAGACAAUUUCACAAACCACCCUUGGUGGUUAGAACCAUUGAAAACUCCAUCAAAGAGACAUUAUGAGGAGUUUAAUAACUUAAAAGAUACUUAUCUUUGUAAUUCGGUUUGGUGGGAA
This is a messenger RNA of Dentiscutata erythropus, 450 nucleotides long. NCBI's taxonomy places the organism in Eukaryota, Fungi, Glomeromycota, Glomeromycetes, Diversisporales, Gigasporaceae. The record is from the annotation of a GenBank genome assembly.